CGGAGACACUGGCUUCCAGCAAUUUUGCGGUCCCCGCAGUGAACCGAGCAAAAUCCACCGUAGGACAUGGACCACCCCGUCCUAAUCUGACGGCUCGCAGAAGGGCAGUGGAUGAUUCAACGGUGGAAUUAUCACGUAGCUCUGUUCUGUUCACCGGCCAAAGUUUAUAAAUAAACCCAAAGCGCUGCAGUGCUGCACCGUUCGCACGGUUCACGGGCACUCUGCUCCUUCCCUACCAUUGUUAUUAUCUCGCAGUGCAAUCAUGGGAACAGGCCGCGUCGCCCUCCACCACCACCUCUUUCUCCUUUCCGCCCUGCUCCUCGUUGGCACGCCCGCGGAGGGCCUUGUCCGCGUCACGCUGAAGAAGCUACCGGUCGGCGAGAACCGCCUCGUCACCGGAGAGGACGCUCAGAGCCUCCUCGCGCAGCGCCAUGGCCUUGUCUUUAACGAGGAGCCGCAACCGCCGCCAAAGAGAGAUAUCGUAAUACUGAAGAACUACCUGAACGCUCAGUACUACGGCGAGGUCGGCAUCGGAAUGCCGCGGCAAAACUUCACCGUCAUCUUCGACACUGGCAGCUCCAACCUCUGGGUGCCCUCCUCCGAGUGCUACUUCUCGACCGCAUGCUACCCGCACAAGAGCUAUAGAGCCAGCUGGUCGAGCACGUACACGAAGAAAGGUAAAAGGGUAUCAAUUCAUUAUGGAACUGGCGCAAUUGUUGGCUAUAUUAGCCAAGACAGUGUGCAAGUUGGUGGUAUAGUUGUGAAAAAACAGGAUUUUAUUGAAGCUGCCUUGAAGCCAAGUAUUACUUUCAUGCUUGCAAAAUUGGACGGCAUUCUUGGUCUUGGGUUUAAAGAAAUCUCAGCUGGCGGUGCAGAACCUGUUUGGUAUAACAUGGUUAGCCAAGGUCUGGUUGGUAGCCCCGUCUUCUCAUUCUGGUUCAACCGUCAUGCUGGUAGAGAGAAGGGAGGAGAAAUAGUUUUUGGAGGAAUCGAUCCUAAUCAUCACAAGGGAAGGCAUACGUAUGUCCCUAUUACUAAGAAGGGAUACUGGCAGUUUGAUAUGGGCGACGUCUUGAUUGGAGGAAACUCCACAGGAUUAUGUAAAUCUGGUUGUGGAGCAAUAGUAGACUCGGGAACUUCAUUGCUUACUGGCCCCACGGCGAUAGUUACUGAAAUUAAUUGGAAAAUUGGUAUAUCUGGGACAAUGAGCAAAGCGUGCAAGACCGUUGUUUCUAAGUUUGGGCGGCGGAUAGUGGAUUUGCUGCGAAAGGAGAUAUUGCCAAGAAGGGUAUGUGACUUAGUCGGUUGCUGUUUCCUUGUUGGGCCUCAUGGUGUAAGCGGUGGUAUUCAAAGGGUAGAAGAAGAAGUUGGGACAUCAAAUAUUUUUAUUUUGUGCAAAGCUUGUGAGCACGUUGUUAAAUGGGCGGUGAAGAAAAUUUCACAGAAUGAAACUGACGAUUCUAUAUUGCACAGCAUUAAUGAGGCAUGUUUCCUACCUUGUAAUACCAAUGCAAGAAUCACACUCUAACACAGUUCAACAAGAAAAAAAUCUAACUUAUUCAACUUUGCAGAUGUGUGACGAUAUUCCUAACCCUAUGGAAGAAUCAUCCGUGGACUGCGGAGAACUUAAAUCCAUG
Molecule: messenger RNA, 1637 nt
Organism: Lolium perenne
Lineage: Eukaryota; Viridiplantae; Streptophyta; Magnoliopsida; Poales; Poaceae
Source: RefSeq, a predicted model, not a curated record